Molecule: messenger RNA, 278 nt
Organism: Salmo salar (Atlantic salmon)
Lineage: Eukaryota; Metazoa; Chordata; Actinopteri; Salmoniformes; Salmonidae
Gene: rd23b
Product: UV excision repair protein RAD23 homolog B
Biological process (GO): proteasome-mediated ubiquitin-dependent protein catabolic process
Cellular component (GO): nucleoplasm; cytosol
Molecular function (GO): polyubiquitin modification-dependent protein binding; proteasome binding; ubiquitin binding
Source: RefSeq, marked provisional
UCCCUAGCUGCAUCCCAAAUAGCAUCCUAUUCCCUUUCUAGUACACUACUCAUGACCAGGACCCUGCACCACAAGGUCAAAAGUAGUGCACUAUUAUAAGGAAUGGAGUGAAAUUUGGAAUGUAAUCAACUGUCUUUAUUACCUGUAAGCCUAUCUAGUCUGGACCACCAGGCAGUGUAGCCAUACAUGUACUGAAACCUUAUAACACAGUCCUACAGUAACCAAUACAGCUCUGUUCUACUCAUCACAAAACUCCACUCUAUAAGGGGUAAACCAAU